UCACAUCGUCUCUUAAAAAGCAAACCCCCUCUUAUUGUGGCUCUCUCUCUGCGUUGCGCUUCUCACACAAUCUCAUCUUCUUCUUCUCACAGAUUUGUCCUCUUCUCGAUCCCCAACUGGAAACCAUGAGUGAUCAGGGAGAAAAGACUUGCCCUCUUUGCGCGGAGGAGAUGGAUUUGACAGAUCAGCAAUUGAAACCAUGCAAAUGCGGUUAUGAGAUAUGUGUUUGGUGUUGGCACCACAUAAUGGACAUGGCUGAGAAGGAUGACACUGAGGGGCGGUGUCCUGCAUGCCGUACCCCUUAUGAUAAGGAAAAGAUUGUAGGGGAUGCCAAGUGUGAGAGAUUGGUUGCUGAGAUCCAUACUGAGAGGAAGAAGUCUCAGAAGACUAAAGUUAAGCCAACCACUGAAGGAAGAAAGCAGCUUAGCAGUGUGCGAGUGAUUCAACGGAACCUUGUUUACAUAGUUGGAUUGCCUCUUAAUCUAGCAGAUGAAGAUCAGCUUCUGCAGCGUAAAGAAUAUUUUGCUCAGUAUGGGAAGGUUUUAAAGGUUUCUAUGUCUCGGACAGCAGCUGGUGUCAUUCAACAAUUUCCAAAUAAUACUUGUAGUGUAUAUAUUACGUACUCAAAAGAGGAGGAAGCGGUUCGCUGUAUUCAAAAUGUACAUGGGUUUCUACUGGACGGCAGAUCUUUGAGGGCUUGCUUUGGUACCACAAAGUAUUGUCAUGCAUGGCUAAGAAAUGUGCCUUGCACCAAUCCUGAUUGUUUGUAUCUGCACGAGGUUGGAUGUCAUGAGGAUAGUUUCACUAAAGAUGAAAUAAUUUCGGCAUACACUAGGAGUAGAGUACAACAAAUUACCGGUACUCUAUACCCUAUGCAGCGGCGGUCAGGGAGUGUGUUGCCUCCACCACUAGAUGAUUAUUGUAAUAGCAGUUCUGCUUCUUGUGGAGGGCCAGUUAAUAAAACUGGUUCAAAUAAUACUGGAAUCCUCGUUAAAGAUUCUCCUCCAAAUGGAAGCUCUGUUAGAUCUAUUGCUCUUCCAGCUGCAGCCUCAUGGGGUACACGUGGUUCAAAUUCUCAGCCACCAGCUACACCAAUAUAUUCGAAUGGAGAUACUAAACAGAAACCUGAUACAGUCAGUUGCACAGUGCCAUUUUCUUCUGCUGCUGUUUCUACUGGCCAGGCUUCUAUAGUGCAUAGUCAAGCAGGAAAGAGGUCAACUUCGAAUGAAGACGGUCAGACUAUUCAAGUUAAAGGUAAACCAGAGUCACCGAAAAUUGCGAGACAACUUAGCGAGGAUAGUCAAAGUAUGAUGUCAGACAAACCUGUUGCACCCGAUGAAGCUCCUGCUUCUCUUAAUAUUAGCAGCCAGUUAUCUUGUCCACCUGCAUCCAAGGACAAUAAUAGAGGCAGUAGUAUGCAGCCAACUAGCACUGCCACCAACCAUGAUCGGCAGCCUUCUAGUUCCUUGCAUGAAAGUGAAAGUAUUGUUUUUAAUGAAGAAGCCACCCAAAGCGUAUGCUCUGAUAUAUCUCAAAUGAGCAUUGAUAGAAAUUCUAUUCCUGAUCAUUCUGGUGUAGUCAGAUCUAAUAUUUCAGCUUCAGAUCAUUCGUAUAUAACAUCGCCUCAGGACCAAGGGUUACAACAGUAUUGUGCUGAACAGCCUAGAGAAUCUCUAUUAACAGCUGAGAGAGCUGUAACAAGGGAACAAUCCAACUGGUUAUCAGAGUCACAAUCAUUACCUAGUAUAUCUUCUGAGGUGGAGGAAGAUGUACUAUCUUUUGAUAAUCAAAGACUGAAGGACCCAGAAGUGAAUCGUGCCUCAUAUUUGCCUGGUUUGCCUAAUGCAGUUCAUGUUCCAAAUCACUCUAGGUCUUCAUUGCUACCUAGUGAGGUUUAUGGUGCAGUUUAUUCAAGUGCUGAUCACCUUUUUGUAGAUAAUAAAUUUAGGGACAGUUCAUUUCUAUCUUCGACCAAUGUUCCUGUACAAUCCAAUGGUUACCAUGAGAAUUUUAUAAGCAGCGCUUCUGGUUUAGAGAGGCCCUUGGAGCAUUCAUUUCUUCAUCGAAAUGAAGGCCUGGGGCAGCAAGGUCGAAGAUUCUUGGGUGAUACAUCUAAUCCAGAUUUCAGUGCCGUAGACAAGGGAGAGAGCAGCAUAAUCUCAAAUAUAUUGUCAAUGGACUUUGACACAUGGGAUGACCCAAUAGCCUCACCUCAGAAUUUCUCCAAGUUCUUGGGUGAAUCUGAUAGAAAACCUGGAGCUCAAAAACUUUCCAGUUCCUGGAAAGUACCAAAUAAUAAUCAGUCAAGAUUCUCUUUUGCAAGACAGGAGGAUUCUAGAAAUCAGGCAUUUGAUCUACAGUCAUCCCAGAAUAUCAUUGGACGGCAAGCACAGAAUCAAGGAUUUCAGCAUGGCUAUUCUGAAAAUCGAGAUAUAUGUUUGGAUAAUUUUGGAAUUGGAAAUGGUUUUCCUUCUAGUACUUUUGAAGAUUCUGAAAAUCAUACCAACAAUCUUUUAGCAUUCUCUUCAAACAAGCUUUCUGCAGGGUCAAGGGCUCAAAUCUCUGCUCCUCCAGGAUUCUCGGUGCCAAGCAGGGCACCACCACCAGGCUUUACUUCUCAUGAGAGAUUGGAGCAUGAUUAUGACUCACUGUCUGGGAAUCUUUUGCACGAUAACUCCUCUCUGCUGAGAAAUGCCUAUCAACCUCAGCCCACGGGGAAUAUUGGUAGCUCUGGAGAUAUUGAGUUUAUGGAUCCUGCUAUAUUGGCAGUUGGAAAAGGGAGACCGCAAGGUGGGCUUAACAACCCCGUAGAAAUGAGAUCAAACUUCCCUUCGCAGUUGAGUGCCUUUGAAAAUGAUUCAAGGCUUCAGCUGUUGAUGCAAAGAUCCUUUUCCCAACAACAAAACCUCAGGUAUCCUGAUUUUGGGGACAGCUAUUCUCAUGUCAAUGAUUCCUAUGGAAUGUCUUCGAGGCUUUUGGAUCAAUCUCAGGCUAGCAAUGUAUCGCCGUUUGCUCAACUGUCUAUUCAACCAAUCAGAAAUAACAGAUCCAUGUCAAAUGGCCAUUGGGAUGGAUGGAAUGAAGUUCAGGGUGGUAACAGUAUGGGUAUGGCAGAGCUCCUGAGAAAUGAGAGAGUAAAUGAGAGACUAGGAUACAAUAAGUUCUAUUCUGGUUAUGAAGAAUCAAAAUUUCGGAUGCCCAAUUCUGGCGAUCUGUAUAACAGAACCUUUGGAAUGUAACAUUGCUAAAACACAGCUUUGAAUGGUUGGUGAAUGGAGAAAUUGUGGGCUGUUUGUUUUAUCGGCCUUGUACUCAGGAAGGGACGACUCAUAACUGGUCUUGCUCUCAGCUGCCUAAUGUAGGGUCAAACUCCUGUAACUAUUGGAGUCUGAAAUCCUGCAGGUGCUGAUGUGCUUGAUAUAAGGUUGCAUUGUAUAUGGGCAAACUGACAGGCUGAUCAUCAAAAUUUGAGAGUAUUCUAAUUGCUUUACGAUCCAUUGCCUCUAGCUCCUGGGAAGGGGACUGCUCCUUGGUGUGUACUGAUACUUUGAUUGUUGCUCAUGCAACAAAAUGAAUGAAGUCUGACCCUUUUGGGGGAGUUUAACUUUUCAACAUGAUGAGUAGGACAUAUUUCAUUGAUUUACAAUAAUGGGAUCUAUAAAACAUUAUACCUGUAUUUGGUUCUGAGUUGGCACAGAGAAUUUGGAAUUAGAAACCGAUUUUCAAUUUGUUGGUUCAGGGGGGCCUGGUGGUUUUGUUAAAGCUUUGGGUUUAUGAGUUAAAUUCAGGGUUUGGUCAGGCCCCGGUCUUUAUCAGCAGGCAGUUGUGGGUGUAAUGUGGUAUUGGUCGUGUAUGUUACAAAGAUAAUGAAGUAUUAUACAUGGA
Argentina anserina (silverweed cinquefoil) is the source of this 3885-nucleotide messenger RNA. RefSeq lists its product as uncharacterized. The record is from RefSeq and is a predicted model, not a curated record. The coding region runs from base 126 to 3239 and encodes 1037 amino acids. Gene Ontology annotation, cellular component: CCR4-NOT complex. Gene Ontology annotation, molecular function: RNA binding; ubiquitin-protein transferase activity. Lineage: Eukaryota; Viridiplantae; Streptophyta; Magnoliopsida; Rosales; Rosaceae. The transcript is spliced from 14 exons. Gene Ontology annotation, biological process: protein ubiquitination.